This is a messenger RNA of Melanotaenia boesemani (Boeseman's rainbowfish), 1758 nucleotides long. It is a transcript of the gene rxylt1, whose product is annotated as ribitol xylosyltransferase 1. Gene Ontology annotation, biological process: protein O-linked glycosylation via mannose. Gene Ontology annotation, molecular function: ribitol beta-1,4-xylosyltransferase activity. The record is from RefSeq and is a predicted model, not a curated record. The transcript has 6 exons. Lineage: Eukaryota; Metazoa; Chordata; Actinopteri; Atheriniformes; Melanotaeniidae. Gene Ontology annotation, cellular component: Golgi apparatus. Bases 92 to 1414 code for a protein of 440 amino acids.
AGGGUCCUUGCACACACGAAGGAUAAAAAAAAAUAAAAAAAAUAAAAAUGAGACGAGCCACACAAUGGUAACCUAAGAUAAGAAACUAAUCAUGAAAAUGCCAAAAAGAAAAUUAUUUCUUCUCAUUAUUUUUGCAUAUGUGGCAUUUUCACUCUAUGCUGCAUAUAACGUUUUCUUUAGCAACAAAGUGAUUUCCCGUGUUCAUAGGGUGGUGAAGAAGGAAACCGGGGCGCCAUCAGGCGGCAUCAGAGAUGGCGGCGUCCCAUUUGUUGCAGAUGAAUGGAAUCCGUGGGAAGAUGAAGAGGUAGAGUACAACUCUGCUUUGAACAAAAAGAGAGAGGCCUUCAAACAAUACAUGGGCAAAAUUGACAAGAACAAACCAAACAGAUACAAGGUCCAAAUUUGGGGGAAAGCUGCCAUAGGCCUUUAUCUUUGGGAACAUAUUUUAGAAGGACCCCUUAACCCAACUGACAAAAUAGCACAGUGGAGAGAGGGGGAGCUGCAGUCAGGAAAGACUGAAUUCAGUUUCUACACUGGUCCUGCUGUGGUCCAGGGCCACGUCCCUCUGGAAAUGAACAGCUUGGUUUUGGUUCUCAAUGGCCGAGAGCAGCAGAAAGUCUCUUACUCCACGCGGUGGCUAGAGCAUGUCCAAGCUCUGGUUCAGUCCCACACAGUCUCUCACGUAGCUGUGGUCUUGUUGGGCAACGAGCAGUGCAACAAUGAUUGGAUCGCCCCACACUUGAAGAGAAAUGGUGGCUUCGUAGAUCUCCUCUUCCUGGUGUACGACAGUCCCUGGGUCAAUGAUAAGGAUGUCUUCCAGUGGCCUCUCGGAGUUGCCACAUACAGACAGUUUCCUAUUAUCAGGCCUAAUGCGCAGCUGAUUACAUCCAACCGGCCAUAUCUCUGCAAUUUCUUAGGGACUGUUUACAAAAAUUCCUCCAGAGAAACAUUGGUGCAUGUACUAAAACGAUAUGAAUUAGAAAAGGAGUGCAUCAUCGCUGCCAGGGAUAAGUGGCUCCCUCAGGAAACAGCAGACAGUUUGAAACGCUAUCAGACAGCGUUGGCCCAAAGUGAGCUCACACUCUGCCCAGUAGGGAUCAACUCAGAGUGUUACCGCAUCUAUGAGGCCUGCUCCUACGGCUCUGUGCCCGUGGUGGAAGAUGUCCUGACACCUGGAAGCUGUGCAGCAGGGCCCAGCUCCCCGCUACGCCUCCUAAAAGCUGCAGGAGCACCCUUCAUCUUCAUCAGUGACUGGAAGGAGCUGCCAGCAAUCCUGGAAAGGGAGAGAGGUAUGAGCCAGGAACAAAGGGUGGACCGGAGGAGGAGGCUGUUGGAGUGGUACUCCAGCUUUCGCCAGCAGAUGAAGGACCGGUUCACUGAGGUCAUCGAGGAGAAUUUCUUCAAAGGCGGCUAAAUGGUGCUUUUAGAUAUCGAGCAGGUUAACCUUUUAACAUUGCUUUAUUUUGUCUAGUGGUUUGUAGAGACGUGAUGUACUGCUGAUAUAGUGAACCUGGUAAUGUUCAGUGAAAUACUGUCUGGUUAUUAUUAAACCAUUAAUGUUGUGGUCAACUUGUAUGCUGCCUUUAGUAGUACGUAACCUCUAUAUAUGUUUCUCAUUGAAAUGUUUACAAUGGCGGAAUGUGCAGGCAGGCACCAUUUAGACAUCUCGGGUUAUAAGCGGCCUUUGCAUUUUCAUUCCCAUAUUUUACUUCACAUGUUUUGUACCUCUGUUUGUACACGCUUAAAACUGUGAUUUUU